Messenger RNA from Funneliformis mosseae, 158 nucleotides. The record is from the annotation of a GenBank genome assembly. NCBI's taxonomy places the organism in Eukaryota, Fungi, Glomeromycota, Glomeromycetes, Glomerales, Glomeraceae.
AAGCUAUGGUUGAAGUAGAUGUUAAGAGAUAUACAUUUAACUUUAAUAUUAAGUCUUUUGCUUUAUUAAUUUCAUUUUUAUCUUUGAAUGCAGAUAGCUUUGCUCUUAGAUCUAACAAUGAAGAAAUUUGUGAUGAUUCAUCUAAAACUAGUAAAUAA